AUGUCCGGAUUAGCAAAACUCAAGUCGUGGUUAUAUAAAGCUUCCCUCUUCGUUUCCUUGAUACUUUUGAUUGGGUUUUCAGUAGUAUUACCCAUAGAUUCCAUUGCACAAGCUUCUAAAUCAGAAAACAAUGCUUUUAAUACGUUCAUUGUUGUUGGCGCUUUAGUUGUUUUUGGAGUUUUUUGUAUCUUCAUUAUUAUCGGAAGAAUGCUAUUUCAUAAGAGUUGUUUAAAAGAUAUACCAAGAAGAUAUAUUCCAAUCACACCAGCCGAUCUCCCGCAUCGUUCCAGUCGAGAAGCAGUGCUGCAAAAUAUGGAAAGGUCGAAGGAGUUAACAAUUCUUCUUAAGAAACCAAAGGACCCUGUUAUUCAUGACGGACUGGAACCUCCAAGGAGAUGUGACUACCCAUCAAAUGAAAAGUUAUUUCCAGAAUACCUAAACUAUGCUGAUUGUAUAAAGAGUUUAACGGAUAGACUGAAAUACCAUGGGCUAUUUCUGAACAAUUUAGAUGUUAGAAUGAAAUUAGAGGAUACCUUUGCUGAUGUGGUGAACUCUCAAUUCGUUAAUCACAAUGCCAAUAAAAUUCAACUAGAGAAAGCUAAAGAGUUUAUUGAUUUAUAUGAAACAAUUAGAUUUUCUGGCAAAGAUGUCACGAGAGACCAAUUCAUAAAGUUUGUUAAAUUUUGUCUCUAUUUUGGUGAAGUGUCAUUAACAAGAGACACUUCGUUUGCAAAUUUACAUAAUUUCAAAUUAAACGGCAGUUCAAAUAAUGUUGGAACAACUGAAUCAGGAUAUUCGAUAAAUCCAUUUGAUGAAAAUGAAUACGCACAAGAUGAUAUGCAUUACUUUCCCGAACCGCCUACACAUUUGGUUAGAGAAAGUAGCCUAAGUACCGUGGCAAGGCAUGUUUCAUCAGGUGUAGACCUGACUAAUUCUGAAGAACAUCCUUUGGAGACGGAUUCCGAUUAUAACCCACUCCGUGUCAAAAUUUCCGAAGCGGAUAGUUAUAGAAGUGUAAUUCGUCAUUAA
Saccharomyces paradoxus is the source of this 1029-nucleotide messenger RNA. It is a transcript of the gene DLT1, whose product is annotated as Dlt1p. The transcript has a single exon. The record is from RefSeq and is a predicted model, not a curated record. NCBI's taxonomy places the organism in Eukaryota, Fungi, Ascomycota, Saccharomycetes, Saccharomycetales, Saccharomycetaceae. The coding region runs from base 1 to 1029 and encodes 342 amino acids.